AUGUGCUUUUCUUUUAUAGGUUUGUCUACGGGUUUUGAGCAUCUGAAGUUGACCUCUGCUUUAAGCAUUCGCUGCUGCUCCCUCACUGCCUGAAGAGAUGUCUGUCGCUUAUGAUGAUUCCGUUGGAGUGGAAGUGUCCAGCGAUAGCUUCUGGGAGGUUGGGAACUACAAGCGGACCGUGAAGCGGAUAGACGAUGGCCACCGUCUGUGCAGCGACCUCAUGAACUGCCUGCAUGAACGGGCGCGCAUCGAGAAGGCAUACGCACAGCAGCUCACGGAGUGGGCGCGGCGCUGGAGGCAGCUCGUGGAGAAGGGGCCCCAGUAUGGGACGUUGGAGAAGGCCUGGACGGCGGUCAUGUCCGAGGCGGAGAGGGUGAGCGAGCUGCACCUGGAGGUGAAGGCCUCUCUGAUGAAUGAGGACUUCGAGAAGAUCAAGAACUGGCAGAAGGAAGCCUUUCACAAGCAGAUGAUGGGAGGCUUCAAGGAGACCAAAGAAGCCGAGGACGGCUUUCGGAAGGCACAGAAGCCCUGGGCCAAGAAGCUGAAAGAGGUAGAAGCAGCAAAGAAGGCCUACCACGCGGCGUGCAAAGAGGAGAAGUUGGCCACAUCACGAGAAACCAAUAGCAAAGCAGACCCAUCCCUCAACCCUGAACAGCUUAAGAAGUUGCAAGACAAAGUAGAAAAAUGCAAGCAAGACCUUCUGAAGACCAGAGAGAAGUACGAGAAGUCCUUAAAGGAGCUUGACCAGGGCACGCCGCAGUACAUGGAGAACAUGGAACAGGUGUUUGAGCAGUGCCAGCAGUUUGAGGAAAAGCGUCUGCGCUUCUUCCGGGAAGUUCUGCUGGAGGUUCAGAAGCACCUAGACCUGUCAAACGUGGCCAGCUACAAGAACAUUUACCGAGACCUGGAGCAGAGCAUCAAAGCCGCCGAUGCGGUGGAGGACCUGCGGUGGUUCCGAGCCAACCACGGGCCAGGCAUGUCCAUGAACUGGCCACAGUUUGAGGAGUGGUCUGCAGACCUGAAUCGAACUCUCAGCCGGAGAGAGAAGAAGAAGGCUGCUGAUGGUGUCACCCUGACAGGCAUCAACCAGACGGGCGACCAGGCUCUGCAGAACAAGCCCAGCAGUGACCUUAGUGUCCCGAGCAACCCCGCACGGUCAGCGCAGUCAUUGUCCAGCUACAACCCCUUCGAGGAUGAGGACGACACGGGGAGCACCGUCAGUGAGAAGGAGGACAUUAAGGCCAAAAACGUGAGCAGCUUCGAGAAGACCCAGAGCUACCCCACUGACUGGUCCGAUGACGAAUCCAACAACCCGUUCUCCUCCACGGAUGCCAACGGGGACUCAAACCCAUUUGACGAGGACGCCACCUCGGGGACAGAAGUACGGGUCCGGGCGCUUUACGACUACGAGGGGCAGGAGCAGGAUGAGCUGAGCUUCAAGGCGGGGGACGAGCUGACCAAGAUAGAGGACGAGGAUGAACAGGGCUGGUGCAAAGGACGCUUGGACAACGGGCAGGUCGGCCUGUACCCAGCCAAUUACGUCGAGGCGAUCCAGUGACGGGCCAGCCGACUGGCUGGUGGAGAGUGGAGGCAGGGGUCCCAGGAGCUCCGUUGGCCGUCGGCCCCAGGCAGCGGCACUCCAGCAGCAGCCGGCUGCGUGAGCCUCCGCUCCUUUUCCUGUAACAUGAUGGCUCCGUUGCUCUUGGCUUCAUGGUGUCUCUCGGAGGCAGACGAGCUGGUCGUUUCACCUGGGACUCAGCACCUUUCCGCACGCGGUGCAGACGGAGAGGUCUGAUCGCAGGAAGACAGUACAACAGAACUCGCCCCGUCCCCCAUCCUGCUCACUGCGCGUGUUGGCUUAUCGUGGAUCUGUCUAUUCUUGACCUUGUCUUUCCUCCUCUCCUCUGAGUCACUGGUGGGUUCCACUGAUUCUUGUCCCACUGAUCACUUCCUCUGACGAGUCCCGUCACCCGCAACGUAAAUGAACAAACUUACCUGCCAUUUUCUGAGUGAAGACGUCGAGGGUUAUAAUUUAAAGGCUGUGUACAGUUAUACCUUUUAUAGACCUGUUCUUCCAUUCAUUUAUACUUAAAUUAUGGCACAGAUUGAUACCCACCCGUCUUGAGGAAAUCUCUCCGCGCAGCGCUGUUCCUCAGCCGCAGCUCUGAGACGGGCGGUGCUCGAGGCCGGAGAGCGCAGGGGAAGGGUGCGAACGCGUUCGGCCGGGUGUCUGUCGUGAGCGCCCUCCGCAUGCGGGGCACCCGCCGUGAGUUCCAGAAGCAACCUUAGGUAGUACUCCAGAUGUCCCCAUAUUUAAAAACUAUUUUCAUUCUAUUUGUGUUUAAAACUUUAUUCUUGCAAAUUAACAAUUUUAUCAGUGAUUUGAAAGGUUAAAAAGUAAGACGACUAACUUCUCAAACACAUGCAUCUGUGGAGUGAGAUGCUUCCUAUUAGACUGUCGUGUCUUGGUGUAUAUCUGUAUAUAUUAUUUGAUAUUCAGAGAAUCUAAAGAGUCUGUCUACUGUUUUAAUGAGAUUUAAUGGCUUUUGACAGUGGGUUUAAUUUGUAAACUGCUUGAAGACUGUGACAUUCGGGCACAGGCCUGGGGCCUCUCUGGAGUGGAGACCGCUGUGGGGAAGCGCGUCUUCGCCGGCCGGCUGUGGUCCACCUUCUAACCAGCCUUAGUCUUUUCCGUAGUGGACACUGUAAAACCUUCCACGUGCUCCCAGCAGCUGCAGCUCCCAGCCCUCCUGGGUCCUCGCGAGCGCUCAAAGGCUGGGGCUCUCUUUGAGCGGCCUGAGUCCCCAGGAGCGGGUGUGCUGGGCCAGGAGCCACACUGUAAUCACAGGGCGGGGGAGGGAGGGAAGGCGGGAAAAACUUUAUUUUGUGUAACUCAGACAUCGGUGAAAUGGCUGCCGCCAUCACAAGCUAUGCAUUUUCUGUGUUUCCAGUGAGCCUGAUGUCUUGCUUGGAAAGUGGAUGUGCGUCUGUGUUUGUCAUGAAAACUUACCAGCAGAAAUCCUCAUUCCUUUGCUACAGAUUUACCAAAAAUUGUCAAGUCUUUUAAGUUAGGAGUUUCUUUAAAUGUAUAGUAUUUUAGAAAAAAAGAAUCAAUAAACAGUUGAUCUCAUGA
Molecule: messenger RNA, 3133 nt
Organism: Ailuropoda melanoleuca (giant panda)
Lineage: Eukaryota; Metazoa; Chordata; Mammalia; Carnivora; Ursidae
Gene: PACSIN2
Product: protein kinase C and casein kinase substrate in neurons 2
Exons: 10
Coding region: 98-1558 (486 amino acids)
Biological process (GO): regulation of endocytosis; plasma membrane tubulation; actin cytoskeleton organization
Cellular component (GO): plasma membrane; cytoplasm; endosome
Molecular function (GO): protein binding; phospholipid binding
Source: RefSeq, a predicted model, not a curated record